GCAUAUGAAUAUGUGAGGUCAAUCAUACCACUGCCAAAUCCAUCUUUGAUUAGAAAAUGGUCAAGCUCAGUUGACUGCGAGCCAGGUUUCCUGCAGGAGGCAUUCCAAUCGUUGCAAAGUGAGGCAGAUAAAACACCAUCGAAGAAAGACUGUGGUCUCAUUAUUGAUGCCAUGUCAAUAAGGAAACAAACAUUGUGGGACCCAAAGAAAGAACAGUACUCGGGUUUUGUUAAUUAUGGCCCAGUACCACCUGAAGAUCCUGAAACCCUUGCAUCUGAAGCAUUAGUUUUCAUAUUGGUUGGAACACGGAACCGGUGGAAGUGUCCGAUUGGUUAUUUUCUGGCUGAUAAAAUGAAUGCUAAAACCCAAGCACAGCUGGUUAGGAUGGCCUUGGAAAAGGCAGCUGACGCAGGAUUAAGGGUUUGGUCAAUAACUGCCCAUGGUACAUCUGUCAAUGUCAGCACGUUUACUCAAUUGGGUUGCAUAUUUGGUACAACAUACGACUCCAUGGUAACCAUGUUUAAGCAUCCAUCACGGAAUUACAAUGUCUAUGUAAUAUUGGAUCCAUGUCAUAUGUUGAAACUCGCACGGAAUGCACUGGCCAGCUUAGGUUCAUUUUAUGACAGUGACGGUGGUGAAAUUCAAUGGAAGUUCUUUCAUCUUCCGCAUAACCUUCAAGAAGAUGAAGGAUUGAAUUUAGGAAACAAAUUCUCAGCACAGCACCUACAAUUUCAAAAACAUAAAAUGAAUGUAAGAUUAGCUGCACAGACCCUAAGCUCAUCAGUGGCAAAUGCAAUCGAAUUUCUGGACGUUUCGAUGAAGCGACCGCAAUUUAAGAACAGCGGGCCUACUAUAAAAUUUAUAAGAAAUAUUGACAGAGCAUUUGACAUUCUUAAUUCUAGAUGUCCUCGGGCUAAGGGACAUAAGCAGCCUCUGAGACCCAAAUCAAAAGAUACAUGGGAAGAUUAUCUAAAAUCAACAGCAGAAUAUCUACUAUCACUGGUUGGGAAACAAGGAAAGAAUAAAGAACAAGAGCUUCUUUCUACUCACAGAAGAAAAACAUUUAUUGUUGGUUUUGUAGCUACCAUAAAAUCCACCAUCAACAUGGCAAAUGAAAUGUUUUCACUGAAAGAAAAUCCUUUUGCAUAUCUGUUAACGUACAAGUUCUCGCAAGAUCACAUGGAAUUGUUGUUCUCGUGUAUACGCUCUAAGGGUGGUUGGAACAAUAAUCCAAACAGUAUGCAGUUAAAAUACGCUCUUAGAAAAAUGCUUUUCACGAAUGCAGUGAAAGCCUCGAAAAAUUCCAAUUGUGUAGAUUUUUCAGAAGGUUUUUCUUCGGGAAUAAUUCCAAUUUUACAUAAGAGAAAACACAGAUCCCCGCUUAUCGAAGAAGAAAAGCCAGAAAAUGAUUCCGGGUUUACGCUAACAGAGCAGCUGCUAGUUGAACAGUUAGCUGAAAGAGGACAUUCAGAAUUUAUGGGAAACAUUCUGUUCCACAUCAGUGCAUUCAUAGUCAAAAA
Molecule: messenger RNA, 1520 nt
Organism: Paramuricea clavata
Lineage: Eukaryota; Metazoa; Cnidaria; Anthozoa; Malacalcyonacea; Plexauridae
Source: the annotation of a GenBank genome assembly